AUGAUCGAAUCAAGCUAUAUCUCAGGAACCCUUCCUUCAUCUAUAGGCAAUUUGUUUAGCCUAAUUCUACUCUCUCUACCCGAAAAUAACUUCACAGGCAUGAUUCCUAAAAGCAUUGGCAAUCUUUGCAAGGUGGGAGAACUAGAUCUAGAUGCUAACAGUUUCUCUGGGAUCAUUCCUCCAUCUAUAGGAAACAUGUCAUCUGUAACCAAAAUUACGUUAAGUAGAAACAAAUUGGAGGGUUCUAUACCCUCGACUAUUGGGGCAUGCAAAAGGUUGCUGCUUCUAUCACUUGACGGAAAUAACCUCAGAGGGAGUAUACCCAAGGAGCUAUUCCAAUUGUCUUCACUUUCAGUUGGCCUUGAUCUUAGCCAAAACAAUCUGUCUGGAGUGCUUCCACAAGAGAUUGAGCACCUGAAGAACACUUAG
This is a messenger RNA of Lactuca saligna, 429 nucleotides long. The record is from the annotation of a GenBank genome assembly. NCBI's taxonomy places the organism in Eukaryota, Viridiplantae, Streptophyta, Magnoliopsida, Asterales, Asteraceae.